AUGUCCGACCCAAAACCCGAUGACCCGGUGGUCGAGGCACCCAAGGCUGAAGCUGGGUGCAUGACGCACCACGUUGGUUUCGUAUCGGUGAAGCUCCCGCCGUACUGGCCGGCUGACCCUAUGGUGUGGUUUGGCCAGGCAGAGGCCCAGUUCGCUACGCGGGGCAUCACAGUAGAGGAGACUCGAUUCUUUCACAUCGUCUCCGCCCUGCAACCCGAAAUAGCGGUCGAGGUACGCGACCUCAUAAUCACUCCGCCCGCAUCUAAGCCUUAUACUACGCUUAAGGCUGAACUUAUCAAGCGGACCUCCGCCUCCGAACAACGGAGGGUACAACUCCUUUUAAGCGAGGAGGAACUUGGGGACAAGAAACCGUCUCAGCUGCUGCGCCGUAUGCGCCAGCUCUUAGGAGACCGGCACCUCGAGGAAGGCAUCUUCAAGGAGCUUUUCCUGCAGCGCCUACCCCCAAACGUCCGUGUCGUGCUCGCCGCUUCCGUAGACGCUGUCGCACUGGAUGCACUGGCAACACUGGCAGACAGAAUCAUGGAUGUUCACAUCCCUCAAAUUGCCGCCGCUGCACCCGUACCACAGGCCGCGCCGGUGGUUGGUGUUUCUACAGGCAACCUCUCCCUGGAAGAGAAAGUGAACUCUCUUGUUGCCGCGGUUAGCCAGCUCCAGGCACGAUUAGAGCCGAGAUCACGCCCUGCCUAUCGCGGAAGGAAUUCCGGGCGCAAUCCCAGUCAGAGCCGCGAGCGCAAACCUGUUGGUGACUUGUGCUGGUACCACCAACGCUUCGGUGCCCAAGCGCACAAAUGCAUCCCGCCAUGCAAGUCCGACCGAGCGGAAAACGCGCAUCCCGGCCAGUAG
Messenger RNA from Priapulus caudatus, 864 nucleotides. RefSeq lists its product as uncharacterized. NCBI's taxonomy places the organism in Eukaryota, Metazoa, Priapulida, Priapulimorpha, Priapulimorphida, Priapulidae. Bases 1 to 864 code for a protein of 287 amino acids. The transcript has a single exon. The record is from RefSeq and is a predicted model, not a curated record.